CCACCAUCCACCCUCACUCCCAUCAAAUCAUCUCCCAUCCACUCAACCAACCAAGCCCACCAUGCAAACCAUCUCUAUCCUCAUCCCCCUAACCCUCGCCUUCGCCGGCGCCCAGGCCGCCCCGCAGAUGCCCCCGGGCUGCCCGGACGGCACCGUGUUCCCCAACAUGCGGCCGGAAGGGUCCGGCUGCGCCAUCUACCAGUGCGCCCACGGCAGCCCCGUCAUGCUCGCCGACUGCGGCCACAACAUUGGGUGCUGGAACGACGCCGCCGGCAUUCCCCACUGCGGCAUCCCUUAGGUGGUUCGUCGGAAGUCGGGUUGGUCUGACCCUGGAAGUCGGAGCUGGGAAGCUUGGGGGGAGGGGGUGUUACAUAUUGAUGGAAGCACGCAGAUCCAAUGCAUAUAAAUCCAAUACGAUGAAGACUCUUCCGUUGUUUCAAGAUCCGUUUCCAUUGUUAAGGUACUGAGC
Molecule: messenger RNA, 469 nt
Organism: Phialemonium atrogriseum
Lineage: Eukaryota; Fungi; Ascomycota; Sordariomycetes; Cephalothecales; Cephalothecaceae
Exons: 2
Coding region: 62-298 (78 amino acids)
Source: RefSeq, a predicted model, not a curated record